AUGUCUUUGCGCUUGGGCGUAGUUCUGCUUAGUGGCCGGCAAGCUUGGGUGGAGGUGUCGUCGGAUGCCUUGAUUGCACACGUGAGGCGCCAGGCAGAGAGGGGGCUUGACACCUGCUUGGAGCGGUUGGUCUCAGAGUCGGGCGUGGCGCUGCCGGAAUGGAACACAGUCCAGACGGCGGGACUAACGGAUGGGGAGAUGUUGGCAGCCCAGGUGAAGCAAAGGAGGCUCUGUCCUUUAUCCGAAGGGCUGGCCCUUGUGCGCGAAGAUGGGUCCGCGGCGAUAUGGGGCUAUCAGCUGUUGAAGGCUCCAGAAUUGCCACAUGGCGUCCGACGGAUAGCCGGUUCCGACAGGGCUUUGGCAGCCACCCUUGAUGAUGGAUCGCUCGUGACUUGGGGCGACGAGGACUCUGGAGGAGACAGCAGCGCUGUGCGAGAAAAGCUCCGCGAGGUGGUGUGGGUUGAACCUAACUAUGCCGCCUUUGCGGCCAUCCUGGCAGAUGGAUCUGUCGUAAGCUGGGGAAGGGCAGAUCAUGGCGGAGACAGCAGUGCCGUGCAAGAAGAGCUGCAUGACGUGCGACAGAUCAAAGGCUCCUUGCGUGCCUUUGCUGCUGUCCGCGCCGAUGGCUCCGUCGUAACCUGGGGCAGUCCUGCACAUGGCGGCGACAGUACCGUCGUGCAGAGUGAUCUCCAAGAUGUGAAAAGGCUCUAUGCAACGUUUACUGCCUUUGCGGCGCUGCUGGGAAACGGCACAGUGGUGGCCUGGGGCUCUUCCCUUGCCGAGCUUGCCUUGCAGUCGAAGCUCAGCAAUGUCCAGGAAGUGUCAGCAACAAGCGAGGCGUUUGCGGCGUUGUUGUGUGACGGAACAGUCUACACCUGGGGCGCGGCAGAGCUUGGAGGUGACAGCAGUAUGGUUCAGGCGCAGCUCAGGAAUGUUUGUAUGCUUACGGGAUCAGCAGGAGCCUUUGCAGCCGUCACUGGAGAUGGCUGCAUCGUCACCUGGGGAGAUGAAGACUGCGGGAGCGACAGCAGUGCUUUCCAAAACCAGGCGCUUAGCGUCCGAUCGUUGUGCGCCACGGCUGCAGCAUUUGCCGCCAUCCUGGAAGACGGCUCUGUGGUGACUUGGGGGAACUCGGAGCAUGGAGGCGACAGUCGGGAUGUGUGUGACCAGCUGUGCAACGUGCAGCAGGUCGAGGCAUCCUUCAGCUCCUUUGCGGCGCUUCGGGCAGAUGGCAGGGUUGUAACAUGGGGCCUCCCAACGUGUGGCGGCUCCGGCGCCACGCCUGCCGAGAUAUACAUUCGAAACGAGCCCGGUUCAUGA
Molecule: messenger RNA, 1320 nt
Organism: Symbiodinium natans
Lineage: Eukaryota; Dinophyceae; Suessiales; Symbiodiniaceae
Source: the annotation of a GenBank genome assembly